This is a messenger RNA of Saprolegnia parasitica CBS 223.65, 1455 nucleotides long. RefSeq lists its product as hypothetical. The record is from RefSeq and is a predicted model, not a curated record. Lineage: Eukaryota; Oomycota; Saprolegniomycetes; Saprolegniales; Saprolegniaceae. The transcript has a single exon. The coding region runs from base 1 to 1455 and encodes 484 amino acids.
AUGACGACGAUGGUGUACGACACCGUUUACGCCGAUGCCACGUGUGCUGCGGGCUCGCUCGUCUCUCUCCAAGCACUGCUCACUGGCAAUGCGACGUCCACGGACGACACGCUUCUCCACGCAUGCAACGGGACGGGCAAGGCGACGCUAGCGAGCAUGCCAAGCUUCCUCGACUUCUACCCCAACAAACGAUACAUGCCGCUACUAGCCAACUCGACCUUGGAGAGCGCACUGCUCGAUGCCACGUGUCUUCGCAGUGCCGCCAAGGGCUUCGUCUUGGCCAACUGCACGGAUGCGACCAUAACGACCUUCAACGACGCAGCAUGCAGCGAUGUCAACAGCACCACGAGUAGCAACACGACCUGUACAAUCCGUCAUGGCCGGGCGCAUCUCUUGACGUUUGCAUCCGCCAACUGUUCGGGGCCGCUAGUACGAGCCGUCUACAACGUGUCCAUGGACAGAGCGUGGCCGACAACGUGCCAAGGUCAAGACCUCGCCGUCGUGGAAGACACGGCGCUUGCAAACUACUUUGAGCUAGGCGCAAUGUACGCCGAGAACAUGCGUGGAACGAGCGUCGUCUUGGACCAGGCGUGUACGCCCGCACCCAGCGCGAAUGGCGCUCUCUCUGCGAAUGGCUCGACGUGGCUUGUGGCCGACUGCACCGCCAACACAACCACAUCAUUUUCAGAUGCCAACUGCUCGGUGCCACUGGAUGAGGUGCUGCCACCUCCUCGCUCUUGCAGCGUGCGCGUGCCAUACAUCACCGCGUGGGUCAAGACAUACGCGGGUGCCAAUUGCACGGGCACGCUGCAUGCCGCCGUCCGCAAGACAACGCUGGCGCCGACCACAGCCUUCACUUGCGUUGGCACCGCCGCGAUAUCUCGCUUGCCCCCCAACGCGUCCGAGUUUGCCGCCAACGCGCAGUACGUGGAGCUACGCGAGAACGGUUCGGCAGAGGCGUUCUAUCUCGUCAACGACUGCGCUGGCGUCGACACCGGCUACGCCACUGCUGCGUGCAAUGGCUCGAAUGGCACGGUCGCACAUUUUUCAGAGCCCACGUGCGCGAACGCUACGUCCCCCGACUCUGGUAUUUGCAGCGUGUUGAACAUCGUUGAAACACUAGCGCCGACCACUCCGCCGCCGACCACUCAGCCGCCGUCGACCACCACCCCGCUGCCGUCAACUACCCCGCUGCCGUCGACGUCCCCGCCACAAACGACGACCGAUCGCCCGACAACAAGUACGCCAUCGUCGCCGAAACCAACGCCAACGACCGCCGCGACAAGCGUAGCAAACAACAAGAGUGCACUCAACAGCGCAAGCAGCGGUAUCACGGGCUUCGUUGCAAUCGUCGCGCUUCUGGCCGCCGUGGCACUGGGCGUCGCGUACUUCUUCUGGAAGCGGUGCCGGACGCGGUCCGCGUACUUUUCGAUCAACCAGCUCUCCGAGCAAUAG